Manduca sexta (tobacco hornworm) is the source of this 2614-nucleotide messenger RNA. RefSeq lists its product as uncharacterized. Gene Ontology annotation, biological process: nuclear migration along microtubule. The transcript has 5 exons. Gene Ontology annotation, molecular function: lamin binding; actin filament binding. Gene Ontology annotation, cellular component: nuclear membrane. NCBI's taxonomy places the organism in Eukaryota, Metazoa, Arthropoda, Insecta, Lepidoptera, Sphingidae. The record is from RefSeq and is a predicted model, not a curated record. Bases 102 to 2171 code for a protein of 689 amino acids.
CUCUUUUUAUUCUGUUGUAGACAAAAUGGCUGUCAAUGUCAUUUUAGGUUAGGAUAUGCAACAUGACUUUUUAGAGAAUUUAAAUUGAAACAAGAAGAAAAAUGAAAUAUAUUUAUAAAAUGGAAUCAGUGAUAGUUACUAUAACGGCUGUUUUGUGUACUAUAUUGCUUUUGAAGUUAAUUAACAAAUUACGGUUAUUAGUUUCUUGGCGCGUAAAUUGUUGGUUCUGCAACAAUAAUUUUUGGGUGAAGUAUCCCGACCGCAAUAGCUGGACUUGCCCGAAAUGCGAACAGUACAACGGAUUUACAAAGGAUGGAGACUACAACAAGCAGUUAACCACUGCUAAUGACCAAAUUAUGAAAACGCCAAAGGUAUUCCAAAAAUCUCCACCCAAGAAUGGCCUGUGCAAAAUGUGUAACAUAAACCAGCAAUUGAAGGUGACACAGCUGGCCAACUUCGUUCCUAUGAAUGAGAACAAAUAUGACGAAGAAAUAGAAGGCUACAGGUUACAACUGGAGAAAGCAUAUAAAUUAUGUAGUCCAUGUAAAAAAGUUGUACAAAUUAAACUGCACAAAGAGAAAGAAACUCUCUUGGGUUCUAAAUUAUUAGAGAAAAGAACCCCUGAAAAGAAAAAUCACAAGAAAGACAAACAGACACAAAUAUUGAAGAGUUUCAUAAACAGUACCUCAAUGCUUAUUGCAUUUAUACUUUUUAUACUGGUUUCUUUUGAAUUUUAUAAGAAUAUAACAAAGUAUGAGAAUUUACAUAGUACAAUAACUAAUAUAAAAGAAAUACUGACAGGUCUUCUAGAAAGAAUAUGUUCAAUAGUAAAAAUGAAGACAUUACAGACAUUCCCUAUAUUAGAAACUUAUGACAUAGAUAAUAUAACACAUUUACAUUCAAAUUUGCCAAAUAUGUUUAAUUUUGAACACAAACAGUUUGACAGUAUUAACACAAUGAUUCAAAAGGCUUUAGGGGGAUUUGUAUGUUUGAUACAGAUUGUUGGCAAUGUGUGGAAUGUCAACAGCCUCAAGUAUACUGUAGCAUUUGACUUGCUGUGGUCAGUAUUCGUAAUCAUGUCAAUAGCUGACAAGACAGUUGCUGUGGACCCAUUAAUCAUUAGUUGUUUUAAGAUGGCAAGUGCUUUGACGAUUCUGUUAGUGUAUAAGAAUAUGAAAACAAAAAAGGUUAGAAGUUCUUUAAGAUUACAAGCUACUCCUAAAAAAAUGAAGAAUCUGAGUAACGGAUCACCAAAUGCAUUGAUUGACGAAGAUGAUUCCACAACACUAGACACAGAUGAUGAUGUGUCACUUAGUAAAUUUGGGUUGCAUAACUAUUCGGAAUCAUCGAAUGAAACCAUCAGCCCUAUGAACGGUAGCAUGAUGAGUGGAAGAAUGUUUACACCCAGGAAUGACAGUGUAUGGACAAAACCUAAGUUAAAUUCCACAUUUUGUGUUAAUCCUGUAUUUACCAAAAGUCCAAGUUCAGUUUCUGAUACCAUAUUUGCCAAACCUAAUUUUAAGAAAUAUCAGAAACUGGCUAAAGAUGAUUCUGAUUCAGAAUUAGAUGAAAGUAUAAGUUCCUUAUGUAUUGGUAGUCCCAAUAAGUCAAAAAAGAAGACUAAUCCCGUAUUCUCAUUAAGAAAAUUCACUGCUUCUCCUAAUUUCGUGACUCCAACACCCUUGACUCGUGCCAGACCGCUUAUAUCUCCCAGUAAAUUAGGUCAUAGCACCUCAUGGGUGGCAGGAGGUUACUGGGGCUCUGAGGGGGAGCGACAACUAUUUAGUAUCAACGGAAGCCGUUCUUCCAGCCAAAGCUCAGGCUUUGAAUCUCAGACUUCUAGCAUGAACCAACGUAACAUUUUUUCUCAACCUCCUUCCCGCGAGGAGUCUGUCUGUGGAGAGCCCAUGGUGCAAGAUAGAUUCCCGAAUAUGAGCAGUUUAGGCAGUUGCCAACCAAUGAGUAACUUCUCUAGCAUCAGUUCGCCAGUGUUCCCUCAGAUGCAAUACAAUGGCUAUGUACACAUACCACAGCCUAGAUUGCCGCAACAUAAUGCUUCCAAUAACGUCUUCGCUCAACAAACACAAUACGUACCCGGCGACUUGUUCAAAACCCCCGGCGGGUCCGGCCUUAUCAGAUUGCCUCAAGUCAACUCCUUCUCUUCUCACUAAUGCUCACGCACUAGUCAGUGAACUUAAAUUUUUCAUAUACAUCAUAUUUACUACUAUAUUUUUGUCAUUUCGUUCCUGAAAACAUUUUUGUAUAGUUCCAUUCACUGCCAUUGUGUUAUUUUGUUAAGUUAUGUGACGCGAUAGUAUUAAGUGGUUGUUAGUUAUAAUAUUUGAGACUAAACAUAGUUAUAAGAUUUGCUGAUCUCGUGUUGGUGCCAGGUGAUGGCUAUAUGAAAACAUUAAGAAUUAUUGUAUUGUUACGAUUUUUAUAUGGACGUCACUGUCCACUUCUUGAACAAAAUGUGAUAUUAUAAAGACUAGUAAUUUUUGCAUAAAGUGAAGAAAAUGGUUCUUGAUGUUAUCAUGAUUUUGAUUUUGUCAUCUUAAAUCGAAAACUUUUUGUGAAACUCCUGUAAUAAAAUAUAUGAAAUGUAAUUAUGGUA